AUAACUACUGUUUUGGCCAAAAAUAGUCUCCAACAACCAUUUCUUCUCUUCUCAACCACCAACAUUCAUCACACCAUGGUCGACCCGGAAGUGUCACUCUCUAACUUGAGCCGUAAUGAUGGCUCUGUAUCCUACAAAUGCCCGGCUACCGGCUUUCAUGUGCUUGGUGCCGUCAAUGCCCCAGUUGAGCUUCCCGGUCGUCGCGACGCCCAAAAGCCCGAAGAAGCUACCGUUGAGGUGUUUGUGAAACCAGGAAGUGCCACAGCUGGAGUUGGUGAGAGAUACGCCGAGGGUAUCUUGCGAAGUGUGUUGAGUGAGGUGAUCUUGGGACGCGAAAAAGGAUUCUCUCGCCGCGGAGUUGUCAUCACACUAGUGAUUCUUGGAGGCGAAACCAUCGGGCGUGGGGACUCUUACAUCACUCUUCUCCCGGCUCUUUUGAACGCUUCGUUACUCGCUUUGCUUUCGGCAUCCGUACCCAUGUCCAUGGCUUUCGCUACAACAUUGCUCGGUGUGACUCAAUCUGGCGACAUCAUUCGCGAUCUCUCAACAAGUGAUGCAAAGGCUGCGGCAUCACUUCACGCUCUUGCAUUUUCCUCCAAGGGCCACCUGCUCCUCAAUGAGAGCCAGGGACGAUUCGAUUUUGAAACAUGGGAGCUGGUCCGGCAACAGGCUGUCGCUAUCUGUCGGAAGGCUUCUACUGGCUCUGACGGAGAUGUCACAAUGGGCGAAGAGACAGAUAAGGCUCACCUGGAUGAGUUUAUUCGCGAGACUGUGGAGGAUUCCCUACACAAGGACUAUUCAUGGAAACUUGACGAUCUCUGA
Penicillium taxi is the source of this 822-nucleotide messenger RNA. RefSeq names its product putative exosome complex subunit Rrp46. NCBI's taxonomy places the organism in Eukaryota, Fungi, Ascomycota, Eurotiomycetes, Eurotiales, Aspergillaceae. The transcript has 3 exons. Gene Ontology annotation, biological process: poly(A)-dependent snoRNA 3'-end processing; rRNA catabolic process; U4 snRNA 3'-end processing. The record is from RefSeq and is a predicted model, not a curated record. The annotation marks the transcript as partial. Gene Ontology annotation, cellular component: nucleolus; cytoplasmic exosome (RNase complex); nuclear exosome (RNase complex).